Molecule: messenger RNA, 2051 nt
Organism: Nerophis lumbriciformis (worm pipefish)
Lineage: Eukaryota; Metazoa; Chordata; Actinopteri; Syngnathiformes; Syngnathidae
Product: acetylcholine receptor subunit alpha
Biological process (GO): monoatomic ion transmembrane transport
Cellular component (GO): postsynaptic membrane
Molecular function (GO): transmembrane signaling receptor activity; acetylcholine-gated monoatomic cation-selective channel activity
Source: RefSeq, a predicted model, not a curated record
GUGCCUCUCCAGUGACCAGCGUCUGCAGCCAUGCACUGACAUCCGCUGUGGGACGAUAACAACCCGGCCGGUGCCAACAGUACUGACCGUGUACUGACCGUGUUCUCCUGCGGGUCACUGGCCCGGCGCUGAAGGAAUGCUUUAGGCGGGUCAAACCUUUGCAACCCUCCAGUGGUCAAGGAGCCGGAUCUGACUUUUUAGGCGGACUUGAUUGGUUGUCAACAAUGUUAUCUCUCACUUUUCACCUCGCAGUCCUGAUAGCUGCCGCCUGGGCUUCCAGCGAUGAGACCCGCCUGGUCAAAACCCUCUUCACUGGCUACAAUAAGGUGGUGCGGCCCGUCAAUCACUUCAGCGACCCGGUGGUGGUCACCGUGGGCCUGCAGCUCAUCCAGCUGAUCAGCGUGGACGAAGUCAACCAGAUUGUCAACAGCAACGUGCGCCUCAAGCAGCAAUGGAAUGAUGUGAACUUGCAGUGGAACCCUGAGGACUAUGGCGGCAUCAGAAAGAUCAGAAUUCCCUCCACUGACAUUUGGCGCCCAGACCUGGUGCUCUACAACAACGCCGAUGGCGACUUUGCCAUCGUGCACGAGACCAAAGUGCUGCUGGAGCACACGGGACUCAUCACGUGGAACCCUCCUGCCAUCUUCAAGAGCUACUGCGAGAUCAUCGUGCUGCACUUCCCCUUCGACCUGCAGAACUGCAGCAUGAAACUGGGCACCUGGACCUACGACGGGAACCUGGUCGUCGUCAAUCCUGACAGCGAUCGUCCUGAUUUGAGCAACUUCAUGGAGAGUGGCGAGUGGGUGAUGAAAGACUUCCGCAGCUGGAAGCACUGGGUGUACUACGCCUGCUGCCCAGACACGCCAUACCUGGACAUCACCUACCACUUCCUCAUGCUGCGCCUUCCCCUCUACUUCAUCGUCAACGUCAUCAUACCAUGCAUGCUCUUCUCCUUCCUGACUGGACUCGUCUUCUAUCUGCCUACAGACUCUGGUGAGAAGAUGACCCUCAGCAUCUCCGUCCUGCUUUCCCUGACCGUCUUCCUGCUGGUCAUCGUGGAGCUAAUCCCCUCCACCUCCAGCGCAGUGCCGCUCAUCGGGAAGUACAUGCUCUUCACCAUGGUCUUCGUCAUCGCCUCCAUCAUCAUCACCGUCAUCGUCAUCAACACUCACCACCGUUCCCCGAGCACCCACACCAUGCCCGAAUGGGUGCGCAAGCUUUUCAUCGAAACCAUUCCAAACAUCAUGUUCUUCUCGACAAUGAAGCGCCCCGGGAAGGAAAAGCCAGUGAAGAACAUCUACAGUGGCGACUUUGACAUCUCGGACAUCUCUGGCAACCAGGCCUCCGCCGUCCCCUACCAGUCGCCUAUAACCAAGAACCCUGACGUCCGCAGUGCCAUUGAAGGAGUCAAGUACAUCGCGGAAACCAUGAAGUCAGACGAGGAGUCCAACAAUGCUGCUGAGGAGUGGAAGUUUGUGGCCAUGGUGUUGGACCACAUCCUGCUGUGUGUCUUCAUGGCCGUGUGUCUCAUCGGCACUUUAGGCGUGUUUGCCGGACGUCUCAUUGAGCUGAGCAUGCUCUAGUCUCGAUGCCUCCUGCCUCUUCUUUGUUCCACACUCCACCCCAAGUAGAAAACAUUUUGAUCAAGUGAAAUUAAUCCAACAGAACAAUGGUAGGUGUGAAAAACACGACCUAUUUGUUUAAUCUUCAGAAAUAGACUUAUGCUCUUUAAGUGGAAGUGGAGUGAUAAAGGUUUUAUUGGCGACAUCUAGUGGCCAUUAUAAUUAAUUCAAUUAAGCGUGUGACUCUGUAAGGAAAAAUGAUGCGGACACGUUUGUUACUGCUUGCUAAUACAAGACUUUGCAUGUGUAAGUAGCAUGCAACAAUAAUUAUUUGAGACUUUUUGUUUUGAUGUUUUGUUUUGUUCAAUUUAGGACACUAGGUAUGUGUGUGCUUAGCUGUUGUGUAUUCGUUAGCUUCUAGUAUCCCAUAGCCUACCAAUGUUUACCUUUUUGUAAAUGACUUGACUAAAAUUAAAGAAAAGGCCAACU